Messenger RNA from Echinococcus granulosus, 4236 nucleotides. RefSeq lists its product as hypothetical. Lineage: Eukaryota; Metazoa; Platyhelminthes; Cestoda; Cyclophyllidea; Taeniidae. The coding region runs from base 1 to 4236 and encodes 1411 amino acids. The record is from RefSeq and is a predicted model, not a curated record. The transcript is spliced from 10 exons.
AUGGAUCCAAUCCUAGAAGGAUACGUCCAGUACCGCGACGGUAAAAAGUGGAAGAGGCGUUACUGCGUCCUUUGUUCGCCUUCAAAAAGCCUUAGUGUCCUCCACCUCUACUUCGGCAAGUCUAUCAACGACUUCAACGCCGCAUUCCGCUCCUCGCAGGGCUCCAUUGCCGCUUCCAGCUCCGCUUUGGGUCCUUCCACCAAUACCGCCAACACAAAUUCCACUUCCGGCAGCGGCAGCAAACCCACUGUCAGUGUAUUCCACAGCCUCACCACCCGUUCCAAUUACUACUGCAAUCUUCCCCAUCCCCAAUCUCACGCCUACUAUGUGGCUGAUCCCGUCACAGAGAUGUGCAACCAAGCCGAGCGCGCUAUGGUGCACGAUCUUGAGGCGGCUGCGGGUCGCGCUCGCAGUUUGGGCUGCCCGGUGCCUCUUGACACUGUGACGGGCUUUGAGACGGGUUGCCACCUCAGCGGCGAGUCCAAUGUCGUGCUGUUGAUUGGAUGGAAAACCGUCCAUCCCAUCGCGCUGCCCAGUGUGGACGAAAUGUUCAAUUGGGCUGAAGUGUUGGAGCGCGCGCUUAUUGACUCUAGCUACCACGUCACAUUGUGUCGCGUCGGUAGUGCCAGUGACAACACCUCAGCAAGCAGUUGCGUGCUUGGUGUGGGAGGCAGUAGCUACGGCAUUGUCGGUGGUAGCGGAGGUCUUGGUGGUGGUAGCGGGGCAGCUGCCUCCGUGUCGGCUUCCUCUUCUACCACUUCUGGCAUCAUUCCUACCUCCACCGUCGUUGUUGGCGGUGGUAACGUUACCUCCUCUGUCUCCUCCUCUUCCUCCUCCUCCCGUCUACAACUUGGCCUUCAAGCCAGUCUCCACGUCCAACAAUGGCGUCUUUGUCUUAUCGGUGAGCCCUCUGCGGGAUGUCAAUUCAUUGCGCAAUGGCGGCUUGAUGCGCUGGACGCCGCCUAUACCAUGGAAAAUAGCAGCAACAGUGGCGCCUUUUCCACCUUUGGUGGAUCCGCUUAUGACCCCGUGGGGGGGCAAACUUUCCUAGGCUUCACCCCGCCCGGUGCUCAAGGUGUCUUCUCGACAUCCAGUGCCUCCUAUCAGAACGAUGAUAGAUUCUUUUUGGAGGCCAAUCGUGCUGCUGGCAAAGGUCUGACAGGCAGCUACGUCUUCCAAGUGGAUGGCCGACGACUGGGACAGCUGGCGCGCGCGAUAGAUGAAUUGAUGCUGCGUCGCUUUCCUGCGCUCACUGCGCCACCGGGCACUCGGGUCCUUCCCUCCACUAACACCGAUGAUGAUUCAUUGCACCUACGCAAGUCCGCUGCGAUCGAAAUUCGCUCCAGCGGUGGGGCUGAAAAGCCGCUCUUCGGUGCCUCAUCCUCCUCUCUCUCACCUCCUACUGGGGUAGGGGGUGGUGUAGGUGGCGGUGGUGGUGAAGGAGGUGGUAUCUUCGGUUCCGCUUCACCCCAUGGUGGCAGUGGUGGCUCCUUCGCACCUUCUAGUUUGCCGACAAGAGGUGCGGGUGUGUCUACUGUCACUGCUUCUGCCGCUGCAGUGGGGGAAAUGCCGAUGGUCUCACAGCCCUCUUCCUCAUCGACGUCUUCUUCUAGAUCGAAAAAAUCGGGGCACCGGCAGUUUUUCGGUGGUGCUCAAACACUGGGACGAUCGGACGCGAUUAAGAUUCCCACGCGACGAUUCACUACAGCACUUUCCAAAAUGACUGGCGACGGCGGAUUCUCUUCACGUGGACGGUCCUCCUCUAAAACAGGUUCCGGAGAAGGCAGCGCGGAGGGCAGUUCCUCUGAUGCCUCCUCUGCGAAACCACAACCACCUCUCUACUUUCCUUCCGUCAUGGUUGGUGCGGGGAUCAUCACUUCCCUUGUGCCCGCUCCACCUCCACCGUCACAGACCGCACGUUCCGAAGUGUUCGGCACAUCUGUUGCACCCUCCGCCACGGCUACAACCUCACUUCGACCAAAACAAAAGUCAGAGCUUCCUCCAUCGAUGGUCGCCCCACCGCCCCCGCCACCACCUCCACCGCCACAUUCAACACCCCCCUCUUCCCCAUACUGUCUAGCCUGUGAGCGUUGUCAACGCCGCGAACGGAGAGGUCAUCAGAAGACUUCUUCCGCUGAUCCUGCUUCGAUUUCCUCCGAAGAUGGUGGCGUCGGAGUUGGCGGUGGCGGUAACGGUGGUGGCAUAUUUGCUGCUGAUGAAGAUGUAGAACAGCCAUUGCCUUUACCAGUGGCAGAAUGCCGGCGCUUACUCCCCCCCUACCGCGGGCUUUACAAUCUUUACAAACAGCUCUACCGCACAGUGAAACCGUUCCACACGAACCGCAGGCUUCCGCGAAGUGGGUCCUUUGAUAUUUGCGCUGCACGAAGACGAAAAUUGGUUCGAGGGAGGGUGUUUGAAGCUCUCGGAGGUGGCGAAGGCAGUGCUUUGGAUCGUCUAUUAUUUAGCAUUUCACCUCCACUCGGUGAUAUUACCUCCUGUGUCUUUCUUCUUGCCUUUUCUCCACCCUUUAAACCUCCUUCAACAGAUGAGAUGGAUUAUCGAUGGUAUCUGGUACACCGGCCAGGCAACUGUUGUUCUCGAUGCUGUCUGUGGAAUACACCAAUCCUUCUGGCAGAGCUGAACCUCCAAGAUGUGGUUGCUCAUCAGAUCUAUAUCCUUUCUUUGAAGGAGGGCCGGAAAACUGAGUCUUUACGCAGCAUUCCCUGUGGUGCCAUCCCUUGUCUGUCCACUUCGCGACUCUUUGUUUGGCGAUUCGCUGGUGCUGCGCCUUUCGGCGAAAUGUCCCAAUGCUCGUCUCACAUUAAAUCGAACCUUCUACGGCCUUGGUCGGUGCUCUACCUCGGUCCAGACAACGAAAUCGAUGACGGCACCCUUCCUGUCUCCCCAGCUAUUCUCUCCUUCUCCUCCUCGUACUGUUGUUGUUGCUACUGUGGCUCUCCCCUUUCCCAACAGCGCCAUAGGUCGCGAACACAACAACAGCCUCAACAGUCGCAAUGUCAGCAGCAGCAACAGUCGAAUUAUCAUGCCUAUGCGAAUUUGAUUCGCAACACUGGCAGCAGCACCCUUCCUAGUGUUUCUCGACGCAAUCAUCACCACCGAACCGCCCCAAUUGCCUUUCCUGGAAAACCCUCCGUCCCUUGUGACGUCCCGGAUGGCCAUAAUCGUCGUGGAGUUUUCUCCGCCUCUUCCACGUCAUGUUCUACAUCACAAGCCUCGUCGCCAAGUUCACCUCAGGGUCACGUUUCCUACUACAAUCUCACGAGUGGUGUGGGUCCCGCUUGUCUCCCACCGAAUCCUCUGAAGUACCCUUUCCACGAAGAGCGCCCGAGUGGAGCGUACGCCAAUCUGCAACAUCUUUAUGCGUCACUUAAUUUGCAACAAAAUCGGUGGCGGAUGCCGUGUAGCGUUCGCGCCCCCGCAUCCGCUGCCGUUGCAGAGCAAAUUCCGGAUGAGAUCCGUGAACCAAAACGAAAUUACGCGUUGGUGGACCUUCGUCCCAGUCCGGCUAGUUCGGUGAUUGCUCCUGGGGACACAAUCACCUUUGUGUCUACUUCGGAAGAUACGGUUUCGACCGCAACAGACGGUGGUGCUGCUGGUGGGGUUGGCGCCACUAGCGGCGGUGGUGGCAGUGGAAGUCGAACCGAUUCCAGCGCUUCCACGCUGCAUACAAACACUUCCACUUCCUCCUCAGCUGCGACCUUCGUUCCAGGAAACGGUGGAAAUCGUUCACGAACUGCUUCUCAACUCCGGCGGACCUCAUCGCAUUCGCUGACCGCUGUGCUUCCGGUUCCAACAUUGAAUUACGUCCAUAUCAUGACGAAGCGGGAUGCGAAGGCAGCAGUAGCGGGUGCUGCAGGAUGUGAGAGUCCCCUUUCCUCCUCCACUGCUACCUCUUCAACCACGAGUUCAUCAGACAAGGAACAACGCGCUCCGGCAGCAGUACCGUUGAAUAUAACAACUCCGACGGCUCUAGCAUCUUCCGCAGAGCAAAUUCCCUAUGCACAAAUCGAUUUUGAGCGCACCAGAGCCUUAAACGCGGUGAACGGGGCGGGAGAGGUGAACCAUCCCCAUGGACACCAUUUCCACCGCUUCCGUCAGCACAAAGCAGCCACAAAUGCCUUAGCUGUACCAUUAAGCGGCGCCAAGCCAUCGAUAGUGAGCGGAUGUGGUGGUCUACGAGGCUUGAGCACGCGAAAAAAGUCCGAUGGAUGGUGA